This is a messenger RNA of Pocillopora meandrina, 558 nucleotides long. Lineage: Eukaryota; Metazoa; Cnidaria; Anthozoa; Scleractinia; Pocilloporidae. The record is from the annotation of a GenBank genome assembly.
AUGGCUGCUCAAGGGAUUAUUCAAUUCAAGUCUGGAAGCAAAAAAAGAGGCAAUAUAUGGCAAACUAUUGCCAAAAAUCCGAAUUGUCAUAAAAAUUUCUUUAAUUCUGUCACUUCGAGAGGUGUUAGAGACAGAUUUACUAUCAUUUUAAGAAGGUGUAAGGCGAAAAAACUAAGCGAUUUGAUUUACUACUGGAAGAGUAAACCCUCUUAAGUAAAGAAUCUGACAAGAAAGCUGAUGCAGAAGCCGAAAGUGCUAAAGAAAAAAAUCAGUGCAGAAAAGGAAUUAGCUAUUGAUAUAAGGAAAAGAGCAAUGGAAACAAUAGGCCAAACUUCAAAAAGAUCAAAAUCUGACGAGUGUCAGGAUGACAAGAUCAAGGAAAGAAAGAAACGAAGAACUGACGGAGACACCCUGGCAUGGCUAGAAAAAAAAAGAAAAACGGAGCGAGAUUUGAAGUACAAAGAGCACCAACUUGAAGAACAAAGAGAAGAAAGAGAGUUCCAGCAAAGAGAAAGGAAAGAACAAACGAAGCUUAUGCAGAAGAACAAGGACAAAUGA